Molecule: messenger RNA, 3145 nt
Organism: Haliotis rufescens (red abalone)
Lineage: Eukaryota; Metazoa; Mollusca; Gastropoda; Lepetellida; Haliotidae
Product: cytoplasmic tRNA 2-thiolation protein 2-A-like
Exons: 15
Coding region: 126-1502 (458 amino acids)
Biological process (GO): tRNA wobble position uridine thiolation
Cellular component (GO): cytosol
Molecular function (GO): tRNA binding; sulfurtransferase activity
Source: RefSeq, a predicted model, not a curated record
UUGCACUAUUUCAAAACCGGAUGUUAUGCAAACACGUGUAAACUGAAAUUUAGACGUGUGUGUCUUAGUAUCAUACGAGUAUUGCAUCUGCUUUGAAGUCAAAGUUUAAUUAAGGAGAAAGGAAUAUGUGUAGCGUUCAAGAUGAGGAUGGAGACAUAGCUGUUCCAAGAUCAGCCAUUAGUGCUGACCGAGUCUGCAUGAAGUGUAAGGACACUAAAGCAGUGGUUGUCACAAGGGUGAAUGAUGCUCUCUGUAGGGAUUGCUUCAUAGUGUAUGUUGUACACAAGUUCCGGGCGACCAUUGGAAAGUCUCACCUCAUUCGAGAUGGGGAGGAGAUUCUACUCGCAUUUUCUGGUGGGCCGUGUUCUUCAGCACUACUACAUUUAGUGCAGGAGGGUCUCAGUCAGCGAGCACACAAGAGAUUAAGAUUCAAACCCAGUCUUGUGCAUAUUGAUGAAAUGGGUGUUCUUGAUUUACCAUCUGAGGAACGCGAGAAAACAAAUGCUGCAAUACUUGACGUCCUACGAGGUACUGGUUAUCCAUGCUACAUCAGCUCACUGGAGCAGGCUCUGGAUUUGCCAGAUGGAAGUGGGGAGCAGAAAGUGGGUCACUGUCGUCCUCCAUGUUGGAACAUUGACAAUGGGGAGGGGCUGGAGAACUACAACAGAGCGAAGCAUGAUAAGAGACUGGCAGACGUCUUCAAAAGCAUCAAAUCAACAACAGCCAAGGAAAAUUAUGUCAGGAAUCUAAGAAACCAACUUUUAACUGCCAUAGCACGUCGCCAUAGUUACAGCAAGGUGAUGCUAGCUAACACAUCCACUCGUCUGGCCAUCCGCAUCCUGUCUGAUAUAGGUCAAGGUCGUGGAGGACAGGUGUCUGUUGACACGUGUUUUGCCGAUGAACGCCAUGGUGAUAUCAUGUUUGUCAGACCAAUAAGGGAGGUGACAUCUAAGGAGGUGGCCAUGUACAACUCCCUAUACCGGGUGGAGCCUGUCUUUGUGCCAACACUCACAACACAGGCUUCGAGAGGGGCCAGCAUUGACCACCUGACCGAGUGUUUUGUGACUGGGCUCCAGGCCGAGUUCCCCUCCACCGUCAGUAACAUAACAAGGACGGCAGGCAAGCUGGACAGUGUGGUGAGGACGGGGACAGAGGACUUCUGCGUCUUGUGUCAGUCUCCGCUAGAUACAAAUGUGGGCGAGGCAUCAGCUUUGCGUGCGGUGGAGUUCUCGGACAUGUUAUCAAAGAGAGGCUGUGACCCAGGAAGUACAACCUCUGGAUGUUGUGGUGAAGGUGACGGGAGCUGUCAGUCAUCCAAGGUCAACAGUUUACACAACACUGAUGUGAUCAAGGCCCUGUGUUACGGAUGUCGGCUGACUGUGAAGGACAUGACUGAUGUGUCUCAGUUGCCAAGUCAUGUGACCCAGGAAGCUGCCUCCAGGAUCAGUAGGUUGAGGAUGAAAGAGGACAUACAGGACUUCCUUAUAGAUGGAGACAGUUGAUCUGCAUUCUACAAGAUUCAAGCUGACACCAUGUCUUUCACUAUGUAUGAAGCAGUUUAUCACUGCGAGUUAGUCUGGCAGCCAUUGUGGCCCAUUAGUGGAAGGUGCUUUAGGGAGUUGUGUGAUCAAAUCCCUGAUUGACCCUGGCCAUGAUGCAGAUGUCUAGGACCUUCAUUGGGGCAGUGGGGUAGCCUAGUGGUUAAAGACCCUGGCCAUGAUGUAGAUGUCUAGGACCUUCAUUGGGGCAGGGGGGUAGCCUAGUGGUUAAAGACCCUGGCCAUGAUGCAGAUGUCUAGGACCUUCAUUGGGGCAGUGGGGUAGCCUAGUGGUUAAAGACCCUGGCCAUGAUGCAGAUGUCUAGGACCUUCAUUGGGGCAGUGGGGUAGCCUAGUGGUUAAAGACCCUGGCCAUGAUGCAGAUGUCUAGGACCUUCAUUGGGGCAGUGGGGUAGCCUAGUGGUUAAAGACCCUGGCCAUGAUGCAGAUGUCUAGGACCUUCAUUGGGGCAGUGGGGUAGCCUAGUGGUUAAAGCGUUCACUUGUCACACUGAAGACCUGGGUUUGAUUACCCACAUGGGUGCAAUGUGUGAAGCCCAUUUCUGGUGUCCCCUCCCGUGAUAUUGCUGGAAUAUUGCUAAAAGCGGCGUAAAACAAUACUCACACACUAUGACCUUCAUCACUUGGACUUGCUUCUUGAUUUAUUAAGCACUGAACUACUGUUCAAAGUAGUGUUAAUCACAUCACUCUCGAAUCAUCACAUUUUUAUUAUAUAGGGUUACUUUUUACAUUUAAUUAAGCAAAAUGAACUCGGUGUUGGGAAAACAGUAAGAUAUUAGUAUUAAUUUCAAUGUAAUAGUAAGCUUUUAAAGCAAGCAGGGCCUGCCUCUAAUCGUUUUUAGAAACAACAUAUUUUGAGCUACUUGCAGGGGUAUUACGAACCCAGUUGUCUUACUGGUAAUCCAGGAUAAGUUGAACCAACUCUCAAAACGUGUUUGAGACAAGUAGGUGGUGCACAGAAAUUGGGCAUACACAUUUGGUGUGUUACAGGUAGAGAGGGUGUACGCAUGUUGUGCACGUUCAGGUCAUGACGAUGACAUUGACUAUGCUCACGUAGACACGUUUUGCUCAUAAGGCUAUUAGAGGUCAGUGUGACAAGUCGAUACUAGAAUUCUUAUCUAAGACACGCACAUUUCAUCGUAUUACUUGUCGCGGACCACCCACUACACCCUCACGAUGGUAGACGCCAGUGGGUGGACCUCAUACAUAUUCAUACAGGGUUAAUUGUCAGGUCACAACUUAUCCUGGUUACCAGUAGGUGCUGCAAUUUUCAGUGCAGUAUCCUCCCAUAGGUGCCCGGAUCUGGUGGGACUUUAAUUCCUGAUAUGCCUUUACUAUCUGGUCUAUCUCGUGGGUUUCACCAAAGUGGUACAUGUAGUGACCUGCAUAACAUGCUGGGAUCUGGAAUACGGGUUAAGUGAGACAUUAGAGUAAAUAAGUUGGAAAGGAGUGGAGGGCUGACAAACUUGCACACCAUCACUACAAACAUGCCAGUUAUGGUAUUCUUAAAUACAAUUUGUUUUACAAACAUAACUAAAAGAGAACUUUUAUCUUCCUAUUCAAAUGCCUAAUAAAUUUUGAACCGUGA